This is a messenger RNA of Maniola jurtina (meadow brown), 2177 nucleotides long. RefSeq names its product silk gland factor 3 (gene vvl). The coding region runs from base 138 to 1223 and encodes 361 amino acids. NCBI's taxonomy places the organism in Eukaryota, Metazoa, Arthropoda, Insecta, Lepidoptera, Nymphalidae. The transcript has a single exon. Gene Ontology annotation, molecular function: DNA-binding transcription factor activity, RNA polymerase II-specific; RNA polymerase II cis-regulatory region sequence-specific DNA binding. The record is from RefSeq and is a predicted model, not a curated record. Gene Ontology annotation, biological process: regulation of transcription by RNA polymerase II.
UGGUGAUGUGAGGUGGCCCCCGCCGCUACCCGAGUGCCGCGCGACCCUCGCGCCCGUUUCGCGAACAGUGUGCCAGUGAAGGCUCGCGAGCCUUCGGCGGCAAGACGCCGUCCACCGUGGACCUCAGGUACGGCGCCAUGGCGGCGACCACGUACAUGCCGGGCGGCGAGCUGGACCUGCUGGGCGGCUACCACGCCGCGUCGCCGCGCAGCGCCGAGCCCGCCGACAUGAAGUACGCGCACCACCUGCACGGCGGCUCGCCCUCGCCCGGCGCGCCCGUGCUCAACCCCUGGGCCAGCCUGCCGCCCGCCGACCCCUGGGCCAUGCACCAGCACCACCACCACGCGCACCAGCCCGAUGUCAAGCCGCCGCCCGCGCCGCACGACGCGCGCCACCUGCAGCACGGCUGGCACGCGCCCGUGGGCUACGGCGCCGCCUCGCCCGUGCUGCACGGAGGCUACAUGCACCACCAGCACCUCAUGCGCGACGUGCCGCCCAGCCCGCACCUGCACCACCACCUGGAGCGCGACGCGCCCGAGGAGGACACGCCCACCAGCGACGACCUGGAGGCCUUCGCCAAGCAGUUCAAGCAGCGCCGCAUCAAGCUGGGCUUCACGCAGGCCGACGUGGGGCUGGCGCUGGGCACGCUGUACGGCAACGUGUUUUCGCAGACCACCAUCUGCCGCUUCGAGGCGCUGCAGCUCAGCUUCAAGAACAUGUGCAAGCUCAAGCCGCUGCUGCAGAAGUGGCUGGAGGAGGCCGACUCCACCACGGGCAGCCCGACCAGCAUCGACAAGAUCGCGGCGCAGGGCCGCAAGCGCAAGAAGCGCACGUCCAUCGAGGUGUCGGUCAAGGGCGCGCUCGAGCAGCACUUCCACAAGCAGCCCAAGCCGUCGGCGCAGGAGAUCACGUCGCUGGCCGACAGCCUGCAGCUGGAGAAGGAGGUCGUGCGCGUGUGGUUCUGCAACCGCCGCCAGAAGGAGAAGCGCAUGACGCCGCCCAACACGCUGGGCGGCGACGGCAUGCUGGACGGCAUGGGCCACGGCCACUACGCGCACGAGCUGCACGGCUCGCCGCCGCUGCACGCGCACUCGCCCGCGCUGUCGCCGCCGCACCCCGCCCACGCGCAGCACGCGCCGCACGCCCCGCACGCGCCGCACUCCCAGCACGCGCAGCACUCGCAGCACACGCUGCAGGGCGCGCACACGCUGGCGGCGCACUAACAGUUCGCCCCGUGGGCGCCGCCGCGGCCCUACUACGCGGAGCCGCACUAGCCGCCCGCGGGAAGCCGAGGCGCGCCGCCGCCGGGACGUGCCGCGGCGCGCCGCCAGUGCAGUGACUGUAGUGAGUGCGCCGACGCCGCCGCCGGUAAGUAGCCGAGGCCCGCGCCUCACGAGAGACCAUGUCAGCGAAUUUAUUUAACUAGAUACUACAAUUAACGAUGUUCAUACGUGCCUGCCCGCCGGGAGGGUGUAGCUUAACGUUUAGUGACGAGCUCGAAGCGCGGACGCAGCUUCGUUCAGUGAGGGAAUACGAUCGAGUCGAUAGGUGCAAUUUUUAUGUUAAGUGCUAGACGAAGCGCGGCGGCGCGGCGCGACGCGGCGCUCGACGCGCGUCGCGCCGCGCCGCGCCGCGCGUUCCCGCUCCAGUAAUUUAUUGAAAAUUAAGCAGAUACGAUGCCAAAAUGGUUUUAUUCCUGUUUUUAAUUGUUUUGUUGUUUUUUCGUUUAUAUGUAAUUGUGGCCAAUUUCGGUACUUAAUUCUUGUAUAAAUAGGUAUUUUUUUAUAUAAAGUAAUGUUACAGCGAAGUAUAUGAUGGCAUAUAUUAAAAUGUUCUUUAUAUAGAAUCAGAUGAACGAUAAUGAGUUCGGCGAACGCGGCCGGAGUGUCGCUAGGCUAGGGGGCGUCGCGCGUCGUGCGCCGCGCGUCGUGCGUCGCGCGUCGCGCAGUGCGGUGCGCGCGAGCCCGAUUCGAACCAAACCCAAUGUUGUAAAUGUAAUUAUUUCGUUAUUCUCAACGAAGUUGACGAGUUGAUAUGUAUAUAAUGUAUAAACUGUAGGCGAUAAGGUCAGACGGCAGUGGUAGUGCAAGCCUCUCGUAGGUAAAUAAUGAAUAAUUAGUCUUAAAAUGUUUUAUAUUAUUAUCUAAGUAUUUAAAUAAACCAGAGUAAAUAUUUUA